GCCAGAAGGAUUCGUAUUUUGUCAUCCUUGUCAUCGAUGCGCCGGGAGUGCUGUCAAACAACAAGCGGAACCGUUGUCGUCGUUUCCAGCGAAUUGGUCGCGUCGCGCUCGACAUGGGAGACGGCAAGGAGGGCGAGCGACAGCCGUUGCUGAAAAACGAGAACGUCACGUACAGCUCCCACGGCAGCGAUGCUUUCGAAGAGUCCCAGCCCACCGUCAACACGGUGUCCACGAUCGGGCCGGACGAGUUGCCGCCGCCGUAUCAGUCCGCCACCCAGGGUGGCAUGCCCAUGGUCACUUGCAGGGUUUGUCAGGCGAUGAUAGAUAUUUCCGGCAAGAGAGACCAACACGUUGUUAAAUGCUGUCAGUGCAACGAGGCUACACCGAUACGGAACGCACCGCCAGGGAAGAAAUACGUGCGAUGCCCGUGUAACUGUCUGCUCAUAUGCAAAAGUUCAUCGCAACGCAUCGCUUGUCCGAGGCCCAACUGUAAACGUAUCAUUAAUCUGGCUCCGAGUCCUAUCACACCACCGGUAUUAUCCAUGCCAGGCAUGUGCAGAGUAGGCUGUGCUCAUUGUCAUGACACAUUUCUGUUUAACACGUUAAACAAUGCUCUGGCUCGAUGUCCGCAUUGCCGUAAGAUAUCUUCAGUCGGUCCAGAUUUUGCCAGAGGACGGGGAAUUGUAUUUAUCAUUGUUGGAAUUAUAGCUUUAAUAAUUGCUAUAGCUGUAACGCUCGGAACGUACAGAUAUGUAAAGACAAAUGGUGGAAUUUAUGUAGCUUAUGUUGGUGCAUUUUUAUUGGCACUCUUGUGCUUGGGUCGCAGCAUUUAUUACUGUACAAUGAAGAUCAGUUUGAUAGAGGGUCCCAUGUAGUCCCCCGAAACACGAUAAUCUGCAACCAAUGAAAAUCAAUCCCACUGAGAUGAAUGUCGCGCGUAUAAUCUAUUUAGAACAAAUGUUUAUAGUAAUAAUAAUAUGACAUUUUAAGUCAUUUUAAGGCAAGAACGAUAGAUAUAUUACACAUGGCCAUAUGCGCGUAUGCAGUUCCGUAUUGUUUAUAAUAAUGCAUGUAUACAUUCUUAUGUAAUGCGCAUAUGAACGUGUUUCGUGAUCAGGAAGCAACGCUCGCGACGCUUUCCUCAGGUAAGAUAAGGAAUGUAGGGAAAUCUGGGCAACCCAAUGUUCUAUGAAGGAUUGUUUCUCUGCACUUUUAUAUACGCGAGUAUAGGACCAAUAUAUAAUCAUAGGUUCCGAUUUCUUUUUUCAACCUCUGACACGCUCUACCUGCUUUCUUACAACACGAAUAAACCACCACAAGUGCGUGCAUGCUCAUAUUAUUUUAAACAUAGAAUAAGUUUUAAAUUCACGUAUAGUCUAUAUGCAAGAAUCGUGUUUUUAAAUUCGUUUCUUACAUUCUAUAUACAAGUAUUAUAUGUACCGAAAAUAUAUGAGAUCGCAUCGUGUCAAGUAUAUUUCUCGAUUUACAUUGUAGAUUUUGGCACACGAAUGAAACUACGUGGGAUAUAAGUGCAUGAGUGUAUAUAUUAGCUAUACUAAUAUUAAAUAUACGGUUGUCAUGUAAGGAAGCGCGACAUUUCUCAUAACGUAAAAUAACAUCUUGCCGGAGUGACAUUCAAAACGUGUAUAAGUGCGUCGGUUGUAAGAAUACGUUAUUUUUAGUGUACUAGUCGUCGCUUUUCUCCUUAUCCUAUCUCGUAGAUAUUUACACUGCUAUUUUAAAUAGACCGGAAAUAUCGAAUUACCUAAACAAUUCCUUCCAAUGUUUCUCACCCUAUACAAGUUUUCUUAUUAUAUAAUAAAUAAGAAGUGUUAUACUUGUUACAUAUAAGGAAGAAAAAU
Molecule: messenger RNA, 1862 nt
Organism: Dinoponera quadriceps
Lineage: Eukaryota; Metazoa; Arthropoda; Insecta; Hymenoptera; Formicidae
Product: type 1 phosphatidylinositol 4,5-bisphosphate 4-phosphatase
Exons: 6
Coding region: 114-875 (253 amino acids)
Biological process (GO): phosphatidylinositol dephosphorylation
Cellular component (GO): late endosome membrane; plasma membrane; phagocytic vesicle membrane
Molecular function (GO): phosphatidylinositol-4,5-bisphosphate 4-phosphatase activity
Source: RefSeq, a predicted model, not a curated record